UUAAAAAUUUCUUAAAUAAAGCUACAUUUGUUGGAGGAUCUUUCGACUAAAAUAAUAUAAAGGAUGUCAAACUUGGGACAAUUUGACUCUGACUUUUAUCAAUCUAAUUAUAACAUUGAAAAUCAAGAGCAGAGUUAUAGUGAUUCUAAUGCCUAUGGAAAUCUUUAUGGAUCUAGAAAACAACAAACCAGUGAGCAGACUCAGCCUGCCUUCGUCCCACCAGAGAUGCUCGUGUCAUCAAGUUAUGCGGGACAAUUAUUUCAGCCAGCAUCCAACCAGGAUUAUUAUUCACCAUCUUCUUACAUUGACAGUUUUGAUGAAGAGCCUCCUUUACUAGAAGAACUUGGAAUUAAUUUUGAUCACAUACGGCAAAAAACCUUGACAGUGUUAAACCCACUGAAGCCAGCAGAUGGCAGCAUUAUGAAUGAAACAGACCUCACUGGGCCCAUCCUGUUCUGUGGGGUCCUAGGAGCUUCCCUACUUCUGGCAGGAAAAGUCCAGUUUGGUUACGUGUAUGGCACGAGUGCCAUUGGCUGCUUAGGGAUUCACGCCUUACUAAACUUGAUGAGCUCUUCAGGGGUGUCCUAUGGCUGCGUGGCGAGUGUUCUGGGUUACUGCCUGAUCCCCAUGAUCAUCCUGUCUAGCUGUGCCAUCUUCUUUUCACUGCAGGGCACCUUUGGAACUGUGUCAGCACUGGUCAUCAUUGGCUGGUGUAGUCUCUCAGCCUCCAAAAUUUUCACUUCAGCCUUGGCCAUGGAAGGGCAGCAGCUUCUCAUUGCCUACCCUUGCGCCUUACUUUAUGGACUUUUUGCCCUCUUAACAGUUUUCUGA
Mesoplodon densirostris (Blainville's beaked whale) is the source of this 831-nucleotide messenger RNA. It is a transcript of the gene YIPF7, whose product is annotated as Yip1 domain family member 7. Lineage: Eukaryota; Metazoa; Chordata; Mammalia; Artiodactyla; Ziphiidae. Bases 64 to 831 code for a protein of 255 amino acids. The transcript is spliced from 6 exons. Gene Ontology annotation, cellular component: trans-Golgi network; membrane. Gene Ontology annotation, biological process: endoplasmic reticulum to Golgi vesicle-mediated transport; vesicle fusion with Golgi apparatus. The record is from RefSeq and is a predicted model, not a curated record.